Dunckerocampus dactyliophorus (ringed pipefish) is the source of this 4929-nucleotide messenger RNA. RefSeq names its product kirre like nephrin family adhesion molecule 3, like (gene kirrel2). Gene Ontology annotation, biological process: cell-cell adhesion. The transcript has 15 exons. Gene Ontology annotation, cellular component: cell-cell junction. NCBI's taxonomy places the organism in Eukaryota, Metazoa, Chordata, Actinopteri, Syngnathiformes, Syngnathidae. The record is from RefSeq and is a predicted model, not a curated record. Gene Ontology annotation, molecular function: cell adhesion molecule binding. Bases 396 to 2708 code for a protein of 770 amino acids.
GCUCCACACACACAAGGAGCUGGUGCCAAACGUGGUGUAACCCCCUCCCCAAUAGAAGAGAGAGUGUGUGUGUGAGUGUGUGCUACUGGCAAGAGGAGAGAGGAGUGUGUGUUCCAUACAUCAUCACAGUGAGAGAGAGAGAGAGGGAAGAGGAGAGAGGCAACUUCACCAUCAGCAGCGCCCACAGUCCAGGAGGAGAGCGCAACGUGCACACGAGUGGACCGCGCUCGUCCGAGCGUUUGAUUCCGAGGGAAGAGAAGCGGAAAGUUAUUAAGAGUGGGGAUGCAUCUGUGACAAGACUUCCAGCAAGUGUUGGGACUUAUUCAGAGCGAUUGCAUUCAAGUGGAUAAUAAUAACAUCACGGGAGUGCGUCCGGGUGACGGGAGUCAGCGUUUAUGCCGCGCAACACCAUGGGACCACCAGGAGCAACUAUGAUCGUGCUUUACCUCAUCUUUUGCCUUAUGGCCACAGUUGCCACCCGAGCAGCCUACUUCUCCCAGCAGCCUCAGGACCAGGUGGUGGUGUCUGGGCAGUCCGUGACUCUACCAUGUGUCAUUGUGGGCUACCAGGGCAUGGUACAGUGGACCAAAGAUGGACUGGCAUUGGGUGGAGAGAGAGACCUACCAGGCUGGACGCGCUACUCCUUAAUGGGCGACCCGCUAUCAGGCGAGCACAGCUUGCUGAUCGAUUCGGCAGAGCUGGCAGAUGAUGCCGUGUACGAAUGUCAGGCGACACAGGCGGGCCUGCGCUCCCACCGUGCCAAGCUCACUGUACAAGUCCCGCCUUCAGACCCCAUAGUGGAGGGCGGCCCUGUCGUGCGUCUUAAGGCCCACACGCCAUACAACCUCACCUGCAGAUCCUCCGGCGCCAAACCUGCCGCUGAGAUCACUUGGUACAGAGAUGGAGAAGUAAUGGACACGGCCAUUUACUCUAAGACGCUGAUGGAGGAUGGGAAGAGGGAGGCAGCUGUCAGUAUGCUUCCAAUCAUCCCGGAGGACAGCGACUCCGGCCGCACCUACACCUGCAGGGUUCUUAACCCAGCUGCCCCCGCUGGAAGACAGACAUCCAUCACUAUCAAUGUCCAACACCCUCCUUCAGUCGUUUUAUCAGUGCAGCCUCAGACAGUUGCCGAGGGCGCCAAGGUGCUUUUCAUAUGCACUGCCUCAGCCAAUCCAGAAAUCACUGGCUACAGGUGGUCUAAAGGAGGCGUCCCCAUCUCCGAGGCAAACGGGGACAGCCUUGAGGUGACGGUGGACUACUCCUACUUCACAGACCCAGUUUCCUGCGAGGUGUCCAACUCUGUCGGCAGCACCAAUGUUAGCACCCUGGUUGAUGUUCAAUUUGGCCCCAGAUUGCUGUCAGGGCCCAAGCCAAUGACAGUGGACAUUGGGAUGGAUGCAGCAUUCACAUGCACGUGGACCGGAAACCCUCCUUUGACCCUUGCCUGGACGAAGCAAGGCUCAAGUGAGGUUCUCAGCAACAGUAACACCUUGCAGCUGAAGGCUGUAACACAGGCGGAUGCUGGGAUUUACACCUGCAAGGCCAUCGUGCCCCGUAUCGGAGUUGCAGAAAGAGAUGCCACUCUGACUGUAAAUGGCCCACCUAUCAUCACAGCAGAGGCCACACAGCAUGCAGUCAAGCACUCCAAGGGCAAGCUGGAGUGCCGGGUGGGGAGCAGCCCGCCGCCUUAUAAGAUUGUAUGGUCCUUUGGAGACAUCAGCCUCUCCUCUGGUUCCUCUGGUCGAUAUUCUGUGCAGACGGUAACCAGCGAGCAAGGAGUCGUGUCUUCACUGGUGCUGUCGGAGACGCUGGCGCCGGAUUUUGAGCUACGCUACAACUGUACUGCUUGGAACAACUUUGGCACUGGCACUGCCUUGGUCAGCCUGAAGGAGCAAGAAGCCCCACCCAUGUUGUUAAUUGUUGGUGGAUCCGUCGGUGGAGGCAGCGUCUUGCUCAUCUGUGUCAUCACGCUCGUCUCCAUCUGCUGCAGGCACACAGGCAAAGGUGAGCUCAACGGCAAAAGGUGCACUCGCCUCUCCAAGAGCGAUAUUAGAGUCCAAAUAGUUCACAGUGAUCACAACGCCACACGUGGCAAUGAUGACGAGGAGGACGUGAAAGAGCCAAUGGCUCCAAACAGCAGUGAGUCUCCUGGGACAUCUCGUACAGAACACAGUGACCUCUUGGAAGAGGAGGAGGAUGAGAGAUCGGACAUCAAGGACCCCACCAAUGGCUACUACAACGUGCGAGGCCAUGAAGACCGUCACAUCCGCAGCAGUGGCUUCUCGGAAUAUGUGCCCAACCCCAGGCCUGUCUACACACCAUCGCAGCUGCCCUCCCCCAGCCCCAUGUACGGCCAGCAUGGGACCCAGCCACGGAUCUACGACUUUGCCCAUCGAUACGCGACCAACACGGUCAGCCAGUCUGCAUAUGAGCAGCAGCAAGCCACCCAGCAGCAACCCACUCAGCCGGCCACCAUAUACCCCACCGACCCCCUCUACAGCGGCACUGCUUACCUGCCUGCAACCUACGGCCGCGCCUUCACCAGUUACGUCAAGCCUGCCUCCUAUGAGAAAGUGGACGCCUACGACCAGUCGGACCAAGGCAGCAAGGUGUCCAGCUCGUCCCGCUUCUCGUACGCCUCGUCACAAGUGUCCUCCCAGCAGUCGGACUACGGCCGACCCUCACAACGUAUGCAGACGCACGUUUGAUUAGACAAGAGUCGUUGGCGAAACAAAAGUGCAGAAGCAAUGAGUAUUUAACACGUGUGGCAGGACUAACAAGAACAGAGACUUUCUUAGCUUUGGACAAGGGAAAGUCAUUACCAACCUGGUGCGGAAUCAACAAUGACGCAAAACAAAGCUGGAGAUUUCAGCUGAUUGUGAUGUUCAAGUCAGACUAUGUCCAGAGUGAUACUUACCAAGGGUAUCUCUGCAUGAUUGACCACACAUGAUCCAAACAUGUGGAGAUAUUUGCUUGGCGGACACAACAGAUGACUGUGGUGUAGCUGCAUUCAAGUGUUUACUUGCUUUUUCCAUCGCCUGAGACGAACAUCAGCAUAAAACCAAUACGAAUACGUUUUCUGCUGUUUUUGGUUGGCAUGCGAAAGGAAUUCUAAGCACAUUUGUGUGUCAAUUAUCAAUAAAAGACUGAGAUAGCCACAGUAACAAACUUAACUGCACAACAGUGGAAUACUUUAACAUGAACUGGAUAUUCAAAGACAGCCCAAACACCUUGGACUUGUGGACAAAGGAAGGAAUUUGUCGAGGGGGGUAUAUGAGCCUUGAUUUCCAUGAAGGACUAUGUGUGUGUUGUAACAAGGAGGCCAUGAAAACCCAAAGAUGGUGAUCAUUUUACAGGGAGAAAUGUGGGUACUGCAUUCCUUGCCCUGGUACUCUGGUACGACAGGGUUUUAUUUUUUUUUUUUACAGUGUUUUGUGACUGUGGGGGUGGGGGGAAAGGAGGCUAUUACCAGAACAAUCAAAUGUGGUAGUUUGGAACAAUGGUGGCAAUCUCGAACUAAACUUGAAUGCGGCGUCAGCGUACUCGGCAGUCCUUAUGUGGAUGUUUUACAACUCAAUCAAAUGGUCUCAAAAUGUUUACAAGACGCAGUAUACUACCCUGAAAAUAUCUGUACAAAUGGCCGAGCCCAUGUUUUCUCUCUGUUGCAUGCAAUCAAUGUGUCUAGUGAAAACCUUCCACAUUUAAGAGUCAUGUCCAUUUCAUGUUUGAGACGUUACUUUCUGCACCCUGGCCCGGUUGCAUUCUACUUUGUGGAUGUUACAGUUUGGAUGCCUGUACUGCCAUUUGCCGCUUGUUAACAGGCAGCCUGACAAGAGAACAAAUAACACGAAAUAGUGAGGAGGCAAACAUCAUCGCUCGUCUUUAUUUUUAUAUUUUAUAUAAGCCUUAAUGUACAGCGUGUAAGCUGCUCUAUUGUAAAGUAUCUUUAUAUAUGUACAGUAUGUAUCUUGGUUGAUUUUCGGGGGAUUCACAGGUUUUCUUGCUUAGUUUAUCAAUCAUUCAAUGCUUUGUUUUUUUUUAUUUUUGGAUCACAACUAAUUGCCAUUUGCUUGUUCAUUCUUUUAAUAAUGUAUUAAGAAUUUUAUUUGCUUAAAUGAGCUACCAUCGCUUGUAUCUUUGUACACAUAUUUAUAUUUAAAUAAAAGCAUUUCCGAUAAAGAAGCGCUUUGUGUGAAUUCUGAGCAGCUCCAGUGGGGAGCAGCGACAAACAAAGCUUCCCACGUCGCAACAAUGAUGAAUACGUAAAUUAGCAGCAAUGUCUAUGUUGAUUUUCCUAUUCCCCCAGUGGUGCUCGGCUUUUAAUGAAGACAGAUGAGAUCGCACAACCCCCGCUGCACAUGUACGCUCCUCCCGGAACUCACUAUGCCCAUCUCACCGGCUAAUAGGACAGAGCUGUGACAAAAGCAUGUAUUAUUGACAAGAUGAGUUUGUCUUGUCACCUGUGUCCCUCAGGUAGCCCACCACUCACCACAGUGAGGUGAGGAACAUGUUUAUUACUAUUCCGCUGGAAGGUAUGGAUUUGUUAUUCACAACGUAACAAAUGCAGAAAACAUGACCCAGUCCACGGCCAAAAUAACAUGAAAUUCAAUUAGGAACUGAAGAAUCCAAUCAAAGCUGUUUAUUGGCAUUACUCUUUCAUAUAGAAUAUACAAAAACAAAACAAAUGUGCCCGCAAUUCAAAUCACUGUCCCAUUGUGUACAGUAAAAAACAUGUCUUUAUUUGGUAGGAAUAUAUAUAUUUUUUUUAAUUCAUUUAUCAUUCCAAAUAUCCCCCCCACCCCCUUAAAAUAAAUAAUACUUAUUCAAAUCUUUGGUUUGCUACAGUAAUAUUUCCAUCAAAACACAGUGAUGACAGGUAAAAAGCAAAUUACUUUUGUGGGUUCCUAGCAACAAGCCUCACACAACUGG